UAAGGGGAGAAAGCGCGCGACCAUGCGAAUUUUCUUUCACGCGGGCGUGCGAACACUUCCUCGAAGCGGGAACAAUGGAAGCGCCGUAAACGAGGGGGAUGAGAUGUAAGGAACGCGAUCGAUCCAACGGGAGGAGACUCGAUUUUCCUCGAGUCCUCAUCAACUUGGAUAGUCAUUGCGAUUCGUGGAAUAACGGUGAAUUCGAUCGCCGUCGGCGAUUCAUCGAUGAAUUUAUCCACGCCCAUACUUCCUCCUUUCCAGCCGUCGCGCGGAGAGUCAUCGAGGGAAGAAUGAUCUCGCGCACGUAGGACGGGGAAUGAUCAGCGUAUAGGUUAUGUCGCGUUGAUACACGAUAGGCGGAACGGUCUUUGUCAUCGGCAGCGAGUUUGUCCUUUGUCCGUGCGAGGCACGUUCCUCCUUACGGUGCAUUACGGUAUCAUCUAAAAUUAGGCGACUCUCCGCGCGGCGGUGUGGAACGCUACGAGCGUCGUAUUCGCGAGCCUGUCGGCGUAUUCAGGGAUUUUUCGUGUCCAGGAACUGGCCGUGUGCGCGCUGGUCGCCAUUUUCCUUCCCCCGCACGUCUGACAUGUCUUUCUAAUGUUAUUAUCGACGAAUGUUGAAAUUUGUGGGUGAAACUCCGGUUGUAACGUAACGAGCGGCUCUCUCACGGGGAAGAGAUCGGGCCAAGUCUGAUUGGUCGACGGGCGUAGGUCGCCGUCGUCCCAGUUGCGAUUUCCAUUGUUCCAACCUCGGACUUCGAGCGAGACACGGGACCGAUCAUACACGGAGUCCAGAUUCGGCAGGAUCGCGAUUACCGCCGUCGAGGGCAAGUAUGUCGUGAGAUCUCUCCGAGGAGUUCAUCCGGCUGCGUCGGCGAGAGAACCACGUCGCGGCGGUAUCACGCAACGGUGUCCCGUUGUCGAUGUGACGAGCGAACCUAACCACAACCACGCACACCUUCGAUCGGCGACGUGUGUGCGCUCUUAUGUCAACAGUGGACAGAUCUCGCUCGAUGAUAUGGCUCUGGAUCCGCGACGAUCGUCGAAUCUGCCAGUUUCCGCCGCUUCUACGCACCGACGCGCGACGCAGUUGCUCAAACAUGUGUAGGGCAUGUCCGGUGUAGACAACUACUAUGCGAGGUGGAACAGGUCCGGACAGAAGCAGCAACCAAUGAAGGUCCUUAUAUCCGAAAACUCAAACAUGGACAGUAAAUUGAAGUUUUCGGAGCGUUUGAAGGCUUUGCUGAAAACCGAGGCUCACCAAGAUGUAGAUCCGUACAUUUUCAGUGAACCGGAACCGUUCACCACGGCGGCGGGGAGAAAUGCCGCGGUGGUGCAGCAAAUUCCACCUACAAAUUCGAAAGUGAUGCAAAGUUGUAAGAACAGUAAGUCGAAGGGGAAAUGCAUGAAGCAGAAGACGAGGAUAGCGCCUGUGACGGACGCGGGCUACUGCACGACCAUCGGGGUAAACACCGUGGCGGGCGUCGAGGUCGCCGGCGAGAACCUGGAUCAGAAAUUUUCAAGUUUCGUCCAGCACAAGCAGCGACACAUUGAGAAUCUGCAGAGAUUACGAUCCAGGCGGCAAAAUCGGGACCACACUCUGUUAUAUUAUCCUAGAGCCGGGGACGAGAUAUCCGACAGCGAGUCGAGCGGAGACGAGAUGAUGACUUAUCAGCGCCACUGGUUCCCCGGUGAAUCCCCAACGACGUUGAAUCGCGCGGCCCGGCUGUCCCAGAUGCGCUCGCAGCUGCAACGACGGCUGCUUCAGCUGGACACCGUCGGGCCGGACGCCGAGGUUCUCUUGCGACACCGAGUGCGGUGCCUGUUGGAAGCCGCUUACAAAGAUCCCGCCUCUACCGCGAGAGCCUUGAGCGAUUCCCCGGGCACCAGCAAGGUACUCGACGGGCCACUAUUAGUCGGUGGACCAUGCGGGGCGGAAGGAUGCCAGCAAACGUCUCUGCCUUGCACCCGGCACUGUUCCCGCCACAUCAUGCUAAACGGAGAUCAGCUUUUAUUCGAGCAUUGCACUGCCAAAUUUAGUGACAACACACAGUGUUGUAUUCCUGUGUUUGACGUCGCCCACGAAUUACCUCUCUGUCCGGAGCAUGCCAGAAAAAGGGACAAUUAUCACCGUAAAGCCCAAGAAUCCAAACCAAAGAAAGCUCGUAAAAAGCCAGCCUCGCCCACGAUCCCGAGGCCUAAGCCCAAGUCCAGGCCGAAGAAGCGCAAGCGGCCGCCCUCGAGCAACAAAAUAGAGACUAAGGGUUCCGCAUUGAUGCACGAGGAGAGUCAUUACAUGAGCCAAAUAAACUGUAGUGAAAAUCACAGCAAGACAUUAAAUAACCUGAAUGUUCCACAGGGAAGUUCAAAUUCGUCUAACUUAAAUCUAGGGUUGGGAUUAGGCUCGCUCGGGCUGGGCGGCGGACUCAAAGUCGAGCUUGGAGAUCACGAGGUGUUCGCUUCAUUGGAUUCCGCUGAACAUGACUUCGGCAAUGUGCUCAACAACUUACCCGCCGAUGCUUUUAACGACUUAUUUAUUGAGGGUAGGAACGGAGAGUACGAACCGUCGAGAGAGGAAGAGGAGGAAUUGGAGCGAGCCCUGGAGGAGGUUGAUAAAGACGUGCGAAAUUUGGAGAGGAUAACGGGGCAAACGCAUGGACUCUUAGAGCCAGCUUUGCUCGCUCAGCUUAUGUCGGACAUUGCCUCGUAGCCCCACCAAUCUUAAUGUAAUAAUUUGGAGAUGAGUUCGCGUGUGUUCCUCAUAACGUAGAGACAAGUACUGUUCGUGUCUGUGCUGCUAAAAAUGUAAGAUUGUGUUUAUAGACUGUCAUUAUAUGUAGCCUCGCAAAACCGAGAUAAUGGCAGGGAUCGACAUACAGAAAGUAAAAAGGAAAAAGAAAAAAAAUGAAGCAGUAGCGAAAAUUCUUAUGAAUUUAAUGUAAAACAGUACAUCGGGGUACAGUACCGCGGAUAGAUUUAUGUGAGGCGAGUAGCGACGUAAAAAACCGAAAAUUCCAUCCUUUUUGACAAAUAACCAUGGACAUUUUUCUGUCAUCGUCAUAACACACCUGCAAUACAUUUGUAGCUUAUUUACGAACAUUUUUUGACUUGCACUCGAGAAAUUCGUUUAGAAAAAUUGUCGUAGUCUUAAUAAUACAUGUGAUGAUUUUUAAGGAUACGGGAUGUACUACGGAGAGGAGUGGAGGGAACGAACAAUGUUACACAAGUGGUUCGGGCUAGGUUCCAAUAUACACACACACACAUACACACACACACACACACACACGAGGUAAAAAUACGCGGAAAACGUAUUUGGAAUUUUUAUAUACGACUUGUUUUUACUAAAAACGAAGAAGAACAAGAAUUAUCUAAAUUACUUUACUAAUAUAGCUCCCAUAUUUAUUGAACUACACACACAUACACACACAUAAUGUCUAGCUAAUUGCUCGAUUACUCGAAUAAUAGGUACAAGAGUAUUUUGUAUGACUGAUUUGUAAUGAUUUUAUCUGUUAUCUCAAUUCUAUUAUAACAGUUGUAAAAUAGAAAUUCUGACUUAUGAAUAUUAUUUAGCUACCGAUUAAAAGUGCGGAAUAACUAGGGCUUUGAACGACGUAACAUUCGCGAAAGAUGAUUUGAUUGUCCAUAUCAUUUCGAAGUACCUUUCUCAUCGUUAGACGAAAUUACCGUAGUCCAUUAUUCAUUCGCAAGAUUACGUUCGCAGCGGGUAACAUUUACGUUUCGCGAAAAGAAACGGAUGAUUCAAUGAGGAAUAUCUUACGCAAUAUCAUUUGUUAAACAAAAAGAAAAAUGAAACAUUCGAAUAAAACACAUUUUUCCACAA
Messenger RNA from Dinoponera quadriceps, 3840 nucleotides. RefSeq names its product INO80 complex subunit D. The record is from RefSeq and is a predicted model, not a curated record. Lineage: Eukaryota; Metazoa; Arthropoda; Insecta; Hymenoptera; Formicidae. The transcript is spliced from 3 exons. Bases 1111 to 2709 code for a protein of 532 amino acids. Gene Ontology annotation, cellular component: nucleus.